Molecule: messenger RNA, 679 nt
Organism: Condylostylus longicornis
Lineage: Eukaryota; Metazoa; Arthropoda; Insecta; Diptera; Dolichopodidae
Exons: 3
Coding region: 152-679 (175 amino acids)
Source: RefSeq, a predicted model, not a curated record
UAGAAUAUGGGAUAGGAUAUCGAUACUGAAAUACCGAACACAAUUUAAUGAACUUGAUUAACUUUAUUAAUACAUAGCAGCCAAGACGAGAGGAUUUAACUAAAAAUAUUUGUUUUUCAAGAAUUAUUUUGCAGAGGAAAAACGAUGCAGUAUGGAAAAAAGAAGGAUAGAGGCCGAAAAGCUACCUAUUGAUGAAAUUAUUGAAGUUGUUUUCAAGGAGCUAACUGAAAAAGAAAAAGAAAUCGCCUCACAAUUUCCUUUAUCUCAAAAAGACCUUAAAAUUUUGUGUUGUACAAAGAAAUUAGCUGUUGUAGGAAGUUGGGCUAAUUUAUUAAAAGGAAUUGAGAAAAGGAUUCUGUCAAGAGAACCAGAGUUAAAAGAUUCAAAAAAGCUACAAAUAAAAGUAUAUAAAUGGUAUAAGAAUCAUCCGAGGCCCAGUAAGAAGUAUUUUGAAAAAACAUGGCAAUCUCUUAAAGAAGAUAAAGAAAACCAUUGGAGAGAAACUAAAAUAAACAAUCUUAUAAGUUUAGGAAUUCAUCCAAGUUUUUUGGCAUCAUCAUUUGAAAAAUAUGGAAGCUUCGAUAAUGCUAUUAAAAUUGUAAAAGCCCUUGACUCUAAAUAUGAAUCAAGUAAUUCUAAUAAUUCAAAUUGUAAGUUUACUUACAUUUUGUUAAUUUGA